Scleropages formosus (Asian bonytongue) is the source of this 1432-nucleotide messenger RNA. It is a transcript of the gene acot7, whose product is annotated as acyl-CoA thioesterase 7. Gene Ontology annotation, biological process: fatty acid catabolic process; acyl-CoA metabolic process. The coding region runs from base 94 to 1101 and encodes 335 amino acids. The transcript is spliced from 10 exons. Gene Ontology annotation, cellular component: cytosol; cytoplasm. NCBI's taxonomy places the organism in Eukaryota, Metazoa, Chordata, Actinopteri, Osteoglossiformes, Osteoglossidae. Gene Ontology annotation, molecular function: long-chain fatty acyl-CoA hydrolase activity. The record is from RefSeq and is a predicted model, not a curated record.
UAUGAAUGAAAAGCGGAGGCUGGUGGAGCGCCGAACUCUUUUACUCGGCUACGUUUGUUCCGAGCGGUUUCUGAGGCUCGUCUCACGCUGGCGAUGGGUUUCCACUUUCGGCUUACCAGGGUCAUGCGGCCUGAUGAUGCCAACAUCGUGGGUAACGUCCACGGUGGCACCAUCCUGAAGAUGAUUGAGGAGGCGGGAGGCAUCAUCAGCACACGGCACUGCAACACCCAGCCAGGGGACCGCUGCGUGGCUGCACUGGCUCGCGUGGAGCGGACCGACUUCCUGCACCCCAUGUUCAUCGGCGAGGUGGCACACGUCAGUGCCGAGAUCACCUACACCUCCAAGCACUCCGUGGAGGUGCAGGUCAACGUCCUGGCCGAGAACAUCCUGACAGGAGCCAAGAAGGUGACAAACAAGGCGACCCUGUGGUAUGUCCCGUUCUCCCUCCAAAAUGUGGACAAGAUCAUCGAGGUCCCUCCCAUCGAGUACGCUAGUCUGGAACAGGAGGAAGAGGGAAAGAAACAUUACGAGGCCCAGAAGCUGGAGCGCCUAGAGACCAAGGAGAGGAACGGGGAGAUGAUCCAGCCCGUGCUCAGCCCAGACAGACAAACAAAAGAGCCCUUCACCGUGGGGAUCAGCCAGUCCAGCUUGAUCCACCUGGUGGGACCUUCCGACUGCACACUGCUGGGUUUCGUCCACGGAGGCGUCACGAUGAAGCUAAUGGACGAAGUCGCCGGAAUUGUGGCUGCCCGGCACUGCAAGACCAACAUCGUCACAGCAUCGGUGGAUGCCAUCAACUUCCACCGCAAGAUCAAGAAGGGCUGUGUGGUGACCGUUUCUGGCCGGAUGACCUUCACCAGUAACAAGUCCAUGGAGAUCGAGGUGUUCGUGGAUGCGGACAACCUGGUGGAGGCAGACAAGGGCCAGUACAGAGCCGUCACGGCCUUCUUCACAUACAUCUCCCUGGACAGGGAGGGCAAACCGCUGCCCGUCCCCCCGCUGAAGAUUGAGAAUGAGGAGGAACAAAAACGUUUUGAAGAAGGGAAAUCGCGCUACCUCCAGAACAAAGCCAAACGGUUGGCAGAGAAGGAGCGUCAGUAAUGAACUCCGAUUCCCAGAAGGCACCGCGGCAGAGCGAGGGUCCGGGGAUUCUGGGAAACCUCUCAAGUUUGGCAUCCCAUCUGCAGCAUAGUAGUAACCUUGAUAGAACAACAGUAACUUUCAGUUGUACUUGAAGUAGCUCUAGACUUUUUGUUGAAGUGCUGCAUACCAAAGUGUCUCUGAGGAUACGGAAGAAAAUAUACUGUAACUUAUUUAAUCUCUGAAGAUUGUUUUAUUUAAAGAUAAAUCACUAUGUACAAAAAAGAGAAACGCUGCUGUGUUAUGCUUCGUGAAAUAAAGGCCGUAAACGUGACCCUUCCAUUGGCUGCCU